Molecule: messenger RNA, 1362 nt
Organism: Cladocopium goreaui
Lineage: Eukaryota; Dinophyceae; Suessiales; Symbiodiniaceae
Source: the annotation of a GenBank genome assembly
AUGACCGACGAUGCAUCUCCGCCCCAAUCGUCGCCCCAGUCGACGGAGGGAGGUCCGCACCCGGAGAUGCAGAUCAAGGUGUCCUUGAUGUCGGGAAUUGAAAUUGACUUGAGCCUCAGCGGGGACAGCACGAUGUCCGAGCUCAGGGCGAGAAUUGAGAAGAGCUUUGCGACAACAUGGGGGACCAGCGUGCCUGCGGAACUGCAAAAGAUCCUGCUGAACUCAGAGGAGGUGGUGGCCCUCUACGACGUGCCCAUCAAGGAUGCUCUAGGCGAGGCCGUUGAAGGAGAAGAAGUGGCUCUCAUGCUGGUAGCGGGCGAAACCUUUGAGGAAGUGGUGUUGGAAGCUUGGUUUGACAGGGUGAAGUACGACACUCAGGAGGAUUUCUCCCAGCAACUGCCUGCGCGGCUGGUGAAGGAGAAAGUCCUUCGGAAGGGACAUCGCAUGACGGCCUUCCGUUUCCGGGACUGCUUCACUGGAAAGCGGGUGAUGGUGUCCUUCUAUCAGAACGUGCAGAUUCCAAACCGCGACGGGCAACCGCUGCAGAGUCUGGUGAAGGACGUCUUUAUGAUGAAACAUUUGAAGCAUCCGAACUUGGUGCGCCUGUUGGACGUGCCGCCCAUCAGCGAUCCGCACUUCUGCAUGAUCACCGAGUGGAUGGACACGGAUCUGGGGAAUGUGAUCCGCAGCAAGCAGGAGCUUACGGAAGAUCACUGCAGAUAUUUCAUGUACCAGAUCUUGGAAGCAUUGUGCUACUUGCAUUCGGCUGGCGUGGUCUAUUGCAAUCUGACUCCCCACAAGGUGCUUCUGAAGGCCAACUGUGACUUGAAGAUCAAACAGCUGGAAGAUGUGCGAAAGAUGGGCUUUUGCCAGGGCAAUGGCCAUGAGAUCAUUGGAUUUAUGGCAGGCGGCCAUUUUUUCGGAAUCGGCUUCUUUGGGAAAAUGUGGAUGAUGAGCACCUGGCUGUUUCCUUACAAAAACUUCCGAACAUUUCCGAACGGCCCGGAAAUCGGCCCAGCGUUUUCAUCAUGUUCUAUGAUCAUUCCGUUUUUCGUCUUGUUGAAAUCUUGGCAUUUGCCACAUGUUUACACUCAUGGCGGUUUCUUUUGGCAUUUCAUUUCCGUUGGGGUUUAUGAAAAAUUACGAAAGCCAGCUAGCUGGCUAGUUGCUGUUUGCGAACGAAGUGAGAAUAGGGGGUGUGGGGGGGGGGGUUGCCGAAAGGGAACGAAAUCUCGCCGUGCCCCUGUGUUGAGCGCCAGAAAACGGAGCAUUUUGCUGGAUUAUGUACCACUAGGCAAUUUGCUGACGGUGGGGUAUCGAUUCCCCCUAGGUCCGCCUUUUUGGUGGCCGGAGAGACCAUGA